ACAUUCAUACCUAUCUACGGUAAUGGCAUAACCCAAGUUUGGAACAAUAAACAUAGCAACGGGAAGACAGCUGAUACAAAAGCGUGAGAUCGCCAUAACACUACUGCAUUAUUUACUAGGACAUCGUGUAAUCUACUUCUCGGAGAUUAUUCCUUGCCAUCCAGAAGAAGAUUUGUGAGUAGAGCCACCACACCCAACUUCCAAGAUGUACAAGUUGGAUCUUCCUGUAGACUUGAAACAGGCUGCGGCCAUAGAGCGGCGGCGGAACAUGGAAAAACAACGCCAGAGCCGCAUCUUCAAUGCCAAAGAGAGGAUAAUUGGGGUUGAUGUACAGGCUCUGGAACAGCAGAGGAAAGACAGAGAGGUCAGAGAGGAGACAGAAGCAGCUCGGGCAGAGGCCUUUGCUGCUGAUGCCAUUAAAAAUGACAAGGUUGUAGUAAUGAUGGAAAAACGGCAAGAGCAGGACAUUCGCAAUCUCAACAUGGCCGUCAACGACUUCCGUAAGAACUUCCAGGUUCCUGAGACACGGCGUGAGUUUGACCUGAAUGACCCUGAUGGCCUGAAGAAGGACAGGCCAGCACGAUUGACAGAUGACGACCCUCGCUGUGGUAUCAGUGGUAUCCAGAAACUGGAUGGAGAGGAUCUGAACUUCACAGCCAGGAAAAAGUACCAACAGGAACAAAUGCGCGAGUGGACGAAGGCCCAGAUCAAGGAGCGCAAUGCUGCGGACAUGAACCAGAAGCACGCGGAUCUGUUGUACGAGAUGAAGGCACGUGAGCUGGAUCAGCGGGCAUGUGAACUGGCCACAGCUGAGGAGGAAUGCAGACGUCAGAUCAACAUGGCGACCAAGAACUUCAACCUGGCACAGCAACGUGAGAAGGAUGAGCAGGAGGCUAUGAAGAGGCAGCAGCAACUAGAUGACAACUACACUGAGCUGUCCAAUCACAUCUAUGGAGACAUGCUUACGGAGAACCCUGCCGUGGCACAGAGCGCGUUUGGCGCCCACCGUGUCAUCACCGACAGGUGGAAGGGGAUGAGCCCUGAGCAGCUUGCUGACGUCCGCAACAGACAGGAACAGCAGAGGCAAGAGAAGGAGCGCCUGGAAAUGGAGGAACGUCUGAGAAACGAGGAGUGGGACAAACAGCGUGUGGAUGCCGACCGAGCAGCCGUCAUCCUGGAGAGAAGAGAGGAGCGUCUGAAGAAGGAACUCGAGAGGCAGCAAGCCCAGGAGAAUCUACGACUUGGUGCAGAGCAGAAGGCACACAUGGGUUUCAUGGAUAAGGAGGUUUACACCAAUGAACCAACAGCUCAGUACUUCAUGCAGUUCAACAAAUCCAGUCGGUGACCUAGCAGACCUCUACCCCUUGACCUUCCAACCACAAUGUGCCUGAUGACAGAGAUGAUGUUCAGUUGUGACCACUUGGUUCUACACAGAAUAGCAGUUCAACUAUUCUACAUAAUGUUUGUGACUAAAGGAUCCAUAUUGAAAGUUUUGUUUGUUCACUUGUUACAUAAAAUGAACCAAGUGGUCAUACAGAUUAUCCGCUUGUUAACAGUCUGUAUAUCUUUGGUCUUGUUAAUUCUGCUACUAUUGUAGUUGUUGAUAACAAAGUGAUACAUAUUAUUAGGUUUCUUUGACUGAAUCAGUGCCAGGCUGUGCUUAUUGUCACAAAGUGGGUAUUUCUAAAAUGCAUCACAGGUAGAGCUUUAGAAUGUACAGAUUUCGAGUCCAAACGACAUGAACAGUGUAUCUAACUUGUAUGUCAAAUGUUAUACACUGUUAGAGAGCCUUAAAUGCAUCAGUGUUGGAAGCAGUAUUGCUACAUAGAGAUUUGUAAAUUUGUAAUAUUUUGCAUCUGUUGGUAUGGUAAAAAAAGUGGGGACACUAACUUUUAAGGCAUUUAUUAGUUUUCAGCCCUUCCAUUGUGUACAUAUUGUGAAGCACAACCAAUAUUGUUGUGCUGUAACACUGAAUAAAGGUGGUGACAAUACUAAAGAGAUUA
Branchiostoma floridae (Florida lancelet) is the source of this 2003-nucleotide messenger RNA. Its product is annotated as RIB43A-like with coiled-coils protein 2. The coding region runs from base 206 to 1345 and encodes 379 amino acids. NCBI's taxonomy places the organism in Eukaryota, Metazoa, Chordata, Leptocardii, Amphioxiformes, Branchiostomatidae. The transcript is spliced from 8 exons. The record is from RefSeq and is a predicted model, not a curated record.